ACAAACCAUAUAGCACGUACGGAUAACUCCAGCCGUCUUGUCUUUGCCCAUUUCAUGAUCGGAGUCGUGAGCAAUCGCGGUAGUGCCUCUGACUAUGACGAUGACAUGAAACGUGCAAAAUCUCUUGGAAUUGAUGCCUUUGCUUUGAACAUCGGUGUGGAUCCGUAUACGGAUGCACAGUUACAACUAGCCUACCAAUCAGCUGCCAAUAACGAGAUGAAGGUGUUCAUUUCCUUCGAUUUCAACUGGUGGCAUGCGGACUCACAGGCUGCUGAAAUUGGACAGAAAAUUAAGCAGUAUGCCGCUCUGCCCGCCCAGCUUAAGGUCGAUGGGAAAACCUUUGUUUCCUCGUUUGCUGGAGAUCAGCUGGAUGUGGCCACAAUGCGGUCUUCGGCAGGAGAGGAGCUUUUCUUUGCCCCAAACUUUCAUCCGGAGAUGAAGACGGACUUUAGUAAGAUUGACGGAGCGCUUAAUUGGAUGGCUUGGCCGAACAAUGGAAACAACAAGGCCCCUGAUGCAACUGGAAAUGUGACCGUCCAGGAAGGAGACCAGGCAUACCUGAAAGCCCUAGGUGAUAGCAACUACAUUGCCCCCGUGUCUCCCUGGUUUUCGACGCACUUCGGCCCGGAGGUAUCCUAUAGCAAGAACUGGGUUUUCCCAUCCGAUAUCCUCUGGUUCGAGCGAUGGAACGAGAUCCUACAGCUUAAACCUCGCUUCAUUGAGGUUGUUAGCUGGAAUGACUACGGCGAGUCUCACUACAUCGGACCUUUACACUCACCCCAUACCGAUGACGGCUCUUCCAAGUGGGUCAAUGAUAUGCCUCACGGAGGCUGGAUGGACAUGGCCAAACCCUUCAUUUCUGCUUAUCAUGAUGGCGCCGAGACUGUCGACAAAUACAUUACCAACAACGAGAUCUACUACUGGUAUCGACGCACCCCUCGUAACCUCAAUUGUGAUGCCACCGACACCACCAUGCAGCCAGCCAACAACCAGUCUGGGAACUACUUCGAAGGCCGCCCUAACGGGUGGGAGACAAUGACCGACUCCGUCUUCGUGGUGACGAUGCUAACAAAGGCCGGCUCUCUUACCGUGACUUCAGGAAAUCACUCGAAGACUUUCGACGCCGGGACUGGGGCAAAUGUCUUCUCAGUUGACAUGGGGCUUGGCAAGCAAUCCUUUUCACUUACCCGGGCCAGCAAAACGGUACUAAGCGGCGACUCUCCCAUGGAUAUUGCGGAUGUUUGUCCUUGUGGCCUAUACAAUUUCAAUGCGUAUGUUGGAAGCUUGCCAAGUCAGGCACCUGACGCGCUGCAGUCAACUGGUCUGCAGGCGUUUAUGCAGGGUCUGAAAGUGUCUACUUGUUUGCCUACUCCGACUCUUGGGGCUUCGACUCGGUCCGCUGUAGCACAAGCAAUUCAGACUUCCUAAGGUGCUCGGUUAUAGAGCAUGACUUUCGAAGGAUUGGUCAGCAAUGUCGUAUAGUUAGUUAGUUGGUUGGUUAACUAGUUAUUGUUGAAUAUAUGGGGAGAAUGAUGUUGCAUGCUUUUUAACUACCC
Molecule: messenger RNA, 1556 nt
Organism: Aspergillus ochraceoroseus IBT 24754
Lineage: Eukaryota; Fungi; Ascomycota; Eurotiomycetes; Eurotiales; Aspergillaceae
Product: glycoside hydrolase family 71 protein
Exons: 5
Coding region: 55-1428 (457 amino acids)
Biological process (GO): mating projection tip cell wall disassembly
Molecular function (GO): glucan endo-1,3-alpha-glucosidase activity
Source: RefSeq, a predicted model, not a curated record